AUGUCGCACCCACGCAUAGAGGAGGUCGAAGACAGCGACCUCGAGGCAUCAGACCCCUCCGAGGGCGACAUUGACGACUUUGCCGACAAUGACAUCAUGCGCCGCGUCGAGCCCAAGUCAGCACCGCGCGCACCGCAAAUCAACCCUUCCACCAUCCCCCCCGCCGCCGCCACCGGCCCCCCAGGCCCCCGAGGCGGCUCCGAGUUCCAAACGACCGUCGACCAGAAGCAAUACGCCGACUUCCAGUGCCUCUACCCAAUCUACUUUGACGCCCGCCGCACCCGCGCCGAGGGCCGCCGCGUGCCCAAGUCCCUGGCCGUAGAGAACCCCAUCGCCCGCGAAAUCGUAAACGCCUGCGCCGCCCUCCGCCUCCCCACGCUCUUCGAGCCCGCCAAGUUCCACCCAAAGGACUGGGCGAACCCGGGCCGCGUCAAGAUCCGCACGCGCUUCAACGGCCAGCUCGGCCCCGACGGCGGCAAAGCCAGCGCUGCCUCCCGGCCCGCCGGGGCGCAGGAGAUCAAGAAUAAGCACCACCUGUACAUCCUCGUCGCCGAGCACCUCAAACGCAACCCGACGACGGAGGAGAGCGCCGCCCUCAAAGCGCGCGUGCAGGGCGCCCCCGCGCACGAUCCCAGCAAGCCGUGGCCUAGGCCCGCCGUCCCGCGCGGGUGGAAGAUGGGCGAGCUGUUGCCGUACAUCAGUCCUGCCAUGACGGGCGGCGGCGUCAGCGAGAACCUGUUCAAGGAUAUGAUGAAGGAGAUGCAAGGGGGUGGAGAUCCGAUGGCGGCGCUGAUGCAGCAGGCUCAGGGGGGUGCUUUGGGUGGUGGAGGUGGUGGUAGUGGUGCUGAGGAGAAGGCUGGCAAGAAGAAGAAGGGCAAGGGCAAGGCUUGA
Messenger RNA from Colletotrichum fioriniae, 891 nucleotides. It is a transcript of the gene SEC65, whose product is annotated as signal recognition particle subunit. Gene Ontology annotation, cellular component: signal recognition particle, endoplasmic reticulum targeting. The record is from RefSeq and is a predicted model, not a curated record. Gene Ontology annotation, biological process: SRP-dependent cotranslational protein targeting to membrane; SRP-dependent cotranslational protein targeting to membrane, signal sequence recognition. Gene Ontology annotation, molecular function: 7S RNA binding. Lineage: Eukaryota; Fungi; Ascomycota; Sordariomycetes; Glomerellales; Glomerellaceae.